AAUUACAGUUGGAAAGUAAAAACACAAAGAGAGGGUCGGAAAGAGUUGCUGGCAGGCAGGGGGUCUGAGAAGAGUUAGAGGGGAUGGGGGCAGAGAAGACAACCAGUUUGGAAAUACCUAUUCCAACAUGGGGAAAAGCUUUGCCCCUGAGUCUGGAUAAGUUUAGCAAGGAUUGCAGUACAUCAAUGAUUAAAGGCAUAGGUUUUAGGGUCAUUGUGGGACAUGGGCAAAUUAUUUAAUGUCUCUGAACCUCAACUUUCCUACAGAGUAAGAGGAAAACAUACUUAGUUUGUGAGAAUUCAAUGAGACAAUAUAAAGGACUUAACAUGUUUGUCACCCCUUCAGUAAAUAAUCUUGGCUAUUAACAGAGCUCUUAACAAAGGAAGUGGCUAGUGGGAAGCCAAUUCUGGGUGGGGUCCCCAGGCCGGCCAGGCUUACAUGUGAGCUUGGACAAGUCAUUUCCCCCAUCACCAAAAUGGAGCAGGGAUUCACCACAAGGACAUGGCAGGAUGGCCGACAAAAGUUCGGGAAGUGAGUGAGAAGAAAAGCUGGUUGGAUGCCCACUGCUAGAGGCAUCAUCUUGGCUGCCUCUCUGCAAUGUUUCAGUUCCAGCACCAUGUCUCUGAGCAGCGCCUUCAGGGCUGUGGGCAACGACCCCGGGAUCAUCACCUGGAGAAUAGAGAAAAUGGAGCUGGUGCUGGUGCCCUUGAGUGCCCAUGGCAACUUCUAUGAGGGGGACUGCUAUGUCGUCCUCUCGACCCGGAGAGUGGGCAGCCUCCUCUCUCAGGACAUCCACUUCUGGAUUGGGAAGAACUCCUCCCAGGAUGAGCAGAGCUGUGCAGCCAUCUACACCACACAACUGGAUGACUACCUGGGGGGCAGCCCUGUGCAGCACCGAGAGGUCCAGUACCACGAGUCUGACACCUUCCACGGCUACUUCAAGCAGGGCAUCAUCUACAAGAAAGGGGGUGUGGCCUCUGGGAUGAAGCACGUGGAGACCAACACCUACGAUGUGAAGCGGCUGCUACACGUGAAGGGGAAGAGAAACAUCAGGGCCACUGAGGUGGAAAUGAACUGGGACAGUUUUAACCGAGGUGAUGUCUUCUUGCUGGACCUCGGAAAGGCUAUCAUCCAAUGGAAUGGCCCAGACAGCAACCGUGGGGAGUGCCUGAAGGCUAUGCUUCUGGCAAAGGAUAUUCGGGACAGGGAGCGAGGGGGCCAUGCUGAACUAGGAGUGAUAGAGGGAGACAAGGAGGCCGCAAGCCCAGAGCUGAUGAAGGUGCUUCAGGACACCCUUGGACAACGCUCCAUUAUCAAGCCUGCGGUCCCUGAUGAGAUCAGAGAUCAACAGCAGAAAUCAAGUAUCAUGUUGUAUCAUGUCUCAGACUCGGCUGGGCAGCUGGCAGUCACAGAGAUAGCAACAAGGCCACUGGUCCAGGACUUACUGAACCAUGAUGACUGCUAUAUCCUGGACCAAAGUGGAACCAAGAUCUACGUGUGGAAAGGAAGAGGAGCCACAAAGGUUGAGAAACAGACAGCCAUCUCUAAAGCCCUGAACUUCAUCAUGAUGAAGGGCUACCCCAGCAGCACCAAUGUGGAAACUGUUAACGAUGGUGCCGAGUCAGCCAUGUUCACGCAGCUGUUUCAGAAGUGGUCAGUGAGGCAGCAGACGGUGGGCCUGGGGAGAACAUUCACCAUUGGUGAAACGGCUAAAGUUUUCCACGAUAAAUUUGAUGUGACGCUGCUUCAUGCCAAGCCAGCAGUAGCUGCCCAGGAAAGAAUGGUCGAUGAUGGCAAUGGAAAGGUGGAGGUUUGGAGAAUUGAAAAUCUGAAGCUGGUCCCUCUGGAGCAUCAGUGGUAUGGCUUCUUUUAUGGGGGAGACUGCUAUCUGGUUCUCUACACAUAUGAGGCGAUUGGGAAGCCAUGUUACGUCCUGUACAUCUGGCAGGGCCGCCACGCCUCACAAGAUGAGCUGGUGGCCUCAGCAUACCAGGCAGUAGAGUUGGAGCAGCAGUUGGACAGGGCCUCUGUCCAGGUUCGAGUUUCCAUGGGGAAAGAGCCACGUCACUUCAUGGCCAUCUUCAAAGGAAAGCUGGUGAUCUUUGAGGGUGGGACUUCCAGAAAGGGAAAUGUGGAGCCUGACCCCCCUGUAAGGCUCUUCCAGAUUCAAGGAAAUGACAUAUCUAACACCAAAGCAGUGGAGGUUCCAGCCUUUGCCUCCUCCCUAAACUCCAAUGAUGUCUUUCUGCUGCAGACCCAGGCAGAGCACUAUCUGUGGUUUGGCAAGGGCUGUAGUGGGGAUGAGCGGGCAAUGGCUAAGGAGCUGGCCGGACUUCUCUGUGAGGGCACUGAGGACACUGUGGCAGAGGGCCAGGAGCCAGCAGAGUUCUGGGACCUCCUGGGAGGGAAAACUCCCUAUGCCAAUGACAAGAGACUACAGCAGGAAAUCCUAGAUGUCCAGCCUCGCCUCUUUGAGUGCUCUAAUAAGACUGGCCGGUUCAUUGUCACUGAAAUCACAGACUUCACCCAAGAUGAUCUGAACCCAAGUGACAUGAUGCUCCUGGAUACCUGGGACCAGGUGUUCCUGUGGAUUGGAGUUGAGGCCAAUGCCGCAGAGAAGGGGAGUGCCCUCGCUAUGGCCCAGGAGUACUUGCAAACUCACCCCAGUGGCCGAGAUGUUGACAUACCAAUUGUCAUCGUUAAACAGGGGUUCGAGCCUCCCAUCUUCACUGGCUGGUUCUUGGCCUGGGACUCUCAUAUCUGGAGCGCAGGGAAAUCAUAUGAACAGUUGAAAGAGGAGCUGGGAGAUGCCACUGCUGUCACAAGAAUCAUGGCUGAUGUAAAGAAUGCAACUUUCUCCCUAAAUCCUGAGCCAAAAUAUUACUCUAUAGAAAUUCUGUUGAAAAAUCAGAAUCAGGAGCUGCCUGAGGAUGUGGACCCUGCCAAAAAAGAGAAUUACCUCUCUGAACAGGACUUUGUUUCUGUGUUUCGCAUCACAAGAGGGCAAUUUGCUGCUCUGCCUGGCUGGAAACAGCUCCAAAUGAAGAAAGAAAAGGGGCUUUUCUAAGGCAAGAAGGCAUAUGCCUAUGCAGGACCACAGAAGAGUACAGAAAGUACCUUAUCAGGAAAGAAUUUAUCAGCAAAUUUUUGCCUAACAGCCAGCUAUUUAAUUCAGAUACAAUAGGAUCUGCAAAUCACGGCAUGUUCUCUAUUUUCUGCAUUCCUACGUUGUUAUAUACCUAAAAUGUUAACUACUCAUUUUUUGAUGUUUGUGGCCUCAGCAGAAAGCACUAAACUGCAUGAAUCUGGAGAAGUCAAAAGAGAACCAAAAAGCUAAGUUUAAAGUAUACUAAUAAUGAAGUAAGGACCUAAGUUUGUUUUAAAUUUUAAGAUCGGUAUUUCUAAAACCUAUUUAGCCCACAAAUCACUUAAGUUAUUUGUGUAUGUAGCCAGAUCUGUAUGUGCCAGAGAUUUUGAACUUUUCAAAUAAAGAUACCUGUGUGAGCAAAUGAGCUCUCUUCAGUGUUCUGGGUCUGCCUGUUAAGGUAAAUGUUUUCUGUUACACUGGGAGGAAAGUCUCGGUUCUACCAAGUACAGGGGCACUGCUGAGUGAGCUAUGGGUAACUGGCCACUGUGAUUCCUGUUUCUGGCACAAGAAUGCCAAAAUCUGCCUUCCAGCUGUCCAGGAAGCCUCAGUCCCCACCCAUCCACACCCC
Messenger RNA from Manis javanica (Malayan pangolin), 3716 nucleotides. It is a transcript of the gene AVIL, whose product is annotated as advillin. Gene Ontology annotation, molecular function: phosphatidylinositol-4,5-bisphosphate binding; actin filament binding. The record is from RefSeq and is a predicted model, not a curated record. Gene Ontology annotation, biological process: barbed-end actin filament capping; actin polymerization or depolymerization; cytoskeleton organization. Lineage: Eukaryota; Metazoa; Chordata; Mammalia; Pholidota; Manidae. Gene Ontology annotation, cellular component: actin cytoskeleton; cytoplasm.